Acanthocheilonema viteae is the source of this 1104-nucleotide messenger RNA. The record is from the annotation of a GenBank genome assembly. Lineage: Eukaryota; Metazoa; Nematoda; Chromadorea; Rhabditida; Onchocercidae.
AUAAUAACCGAUUAUAUUUAUUGCCUGAUUGAGACGAAUCGUACAUGUCGCGGUAAUCUUAAAUAUCACACAUUGCAAACUUUGCUUCACCGACAACGUCGCGAAUUCUCAUGCAGUUCAUUCCCGGAAACGAUGAAGCCCAGUAAUUAUGUACCCAUUGGAUGUGCAUUUCCGAUUGAUACUGCUCCGAACGCAAUGCAACGUUAUUGUGCGCUUUUUGGAUCGCGACAUUUGCGCACACUAAAUGGACAUUUUGUAACAUGCGCCCAUAGUGGUGCUUAUCCAUUGAUAAACAACAAACAUUUGCUAAUACAAAUUACUCAUUCAUUCCUUGGGAGUGCUACCACUGCUAUUUCUAAAAUUACUGUAAUAGUAAAAGAAAAUGAACGUUGUACAUCACGUAAACAAUAUGAAGUAGGAUCAGAAGAUGAGGAAUUACCAAAUUCGUUUACGGAUGGUAGCAUAUUUGUUGGUAAUUCAGGACGAAAAGCGGUCGAAAUUAAAUUAUUAAAUCGAACUUAUGUUGAAAUUAUGUUACGCUAUAUAGCCACAACGAUUUAUAUUCGACGACAUGGUGCAUAUUUGUCGGUUGCAUUGAGGAUACCUGAACGAAUCGUCCAGGAGCAAACAGAUAAUGAAUUUGACAUUUGUACAUCGGGUUGUAGUCGUAGUGAUAUGGUGAAACUCGAAGAAGCAUUAGCGAAUCCAAUUUCAUUUACCAGAUGUCAUGGAGUUCACGUGAAAAUCCCUUUAAAAAUUGCAAUUGAGCGAUGCAGUCGUGCAAACAUAACAGAUGCAUUUUUUGAUGCAUGCGUUUUUGAUUUUCUAAUUAGUGGCGAUGAAAUGUUUAUUGCGCAAAUUGCUGAUGCGCAAUAUGACAUUAUCAAUUUAUACUCACCCUAUAUACGUCAUUAUUUUACGGGUAGACAAAAUUUGACGUUAUACGAUUCGAAAGCUGGCUAUAAAUGGAAGCAAUGUACCCGAGAAUCAUCCCUCAAUUUGGAGGAACAAAUAUCCGGUUCAACAAAUUUGCAACAACAAUGCAACAUAAAUGGAUUAGUAACAUUAUUGCUCUUUUUCAUUAUAUUUACAUACAAGAUUUAA